AUGGCGCCGGCGGAGUUGGAACUGUUUCAACUGGUGCCUCGCUCUUCUCAGUCCAAGUACUUCAGAGCCACUGCAGGUGAAGACCCGGAAGAUAAUAACAAUGGCGCCGGCGUCUCCGGUCUCUUUGAGUGCAGAAGGGAUUUGAACAACCAUGAUUGCUUUAACUGUGAGAAUUCCCUCCCGAAAACUAAGAAGCACGGAAACGCACAGCAGUGUGCGUUUCCACGAACCCGAAACGUUUCGGUUUCCGAAACGGCCCGAAACUGGUACGAAACGUUUCGGGCCGUUUCGACUGAUGAAUACUUUAGCAUUCAUGAGACUUCGAAAUUCGAGGUUCCUCACAAGGUUUGCGGCGAGAAGGCUGAAAAUAUCGGAUUCGAAGACUUGAAAGAUAAGGCCUUUGUGAAAUUGGAGAAUGUUAUAAUGGAUGGUAAAGGGUUUUACUCAGGAAGCCAUGAGCAUGUGCUUAUUGCUCGUCAAGAAUGUGGCAACAGAAUUUCCGUCCAAAUUCAUUUGUACAGACCAUUCACCACCAUUCACCACCAUCACGAGCUAACCUUACAGGAGGAUAAUUUUUACCACUACUGCCACGGUUACUGCAGCGGUUGCUUUGAAACCAUCGCCGACGGAUCUCCAGCUUACGUUUGUGAAACUUGCAGGUUUGGUCUUCACAAAUCAUGCUCAGAAUUGCCCACAGAAAUUUCGCAUCCUCUUCACCCUCAACACCCUUUGACCUUUCUUUCCCACCCGUAUCCUCCUCUCGUUUGUGUUCGAUGCAGAGAUUUGUACUGCAGCUUCGGUUUCAGUUGCAGCGCCUGCUCUUUCAAUCUUGACUUAAAAUGCGCCUUGUCAAAAAAUGACACUCUUUCCCAACAGGAAGUCCUGGAAAGAGAUAUAAAAGCCACCUUUAAACAUUUCUGCCACAAGCAUGAGCUAAAGCUUUGCAAUUUAUUAGGACGCUGUUUGAGUUGGCAUUGUUGCGAGUAUUGCAUUUCUGAUUCGGCGUCUUAUUGUCGUGAUUGCGAAUUCUUGAUUCAUGAAUCUUGUUUGGAGAUUCCUCAAUGUGUCGAACAACAUCCACUUCAUCCUGAACACCCACUUCGCUUUUGUGAUGUCAAUGAGGAUUUUAAAGAAAGGUAUAAACCCUGUGAUGCUUGUGGCUAUUUAAUUCAUGGAUUCAGCUUAAUGUGUGGAUCUUGCGAAUGUUUCUUUCAUGUUACAUGCGUUAAGGCAAUUGGACGCCCACUGAAUCAUAAUUGUCACAGCCAUAACAUGUUUUAUUUCAAGGAUGUGAAUGCGGAAACAUGGCUUUGCGACCGUUGUAAGCAUUAUUUAUCUGGGUCUUAUUAUGGCUGUGUGAUUUGUGGGAUCAGACUGCACCUCCAGUGUGUACCUAUACCCAAGAUUGUGGAGCAUAAAUGUCACUUGCAUCCUCUUGAACUUGUAGAUUCAGUAGUAGAAGAUGAUUAUUCAAGAGUGAAUAAUUGUGAUGUUUGUGAGACACCACGGGAUGCCAAGAAUUCUUUUUAUAAAUGUAAGAAAUGCGGCUUUGUUGCUCAUAUUGAAUGCAUCGUCUCAGAGGAUGACACUUCAUUGGAGAUACUGUCAUCCUUAAAUCGCGGGUUCGAAGAUAAAGCAGAGCAAUGCAAUGAUGAAAACAAGAAUAUUGAUGACACAGACGGAAACAGGAUUGUGGUGAUUGAAGGUAAGAUUGAUAAAACAGAAGAGUGAGGAAGUGCAGGAGGCAGAUGCAGAAGAGUAGCUUAAUGUGAUACAAAAGACUGUAGCCUAGCCGAAUUUGAGCUACUUGCUAAUUUAAAAUAAUAACAGAAGAUGUUUUGAUAAAGACGAAGGCAUUAGCUUCAGAAUUUGGGGCCGCAAGAAAAGAUGUUAUAUCAAGUUGAAUACCCUACUUGAUUCAGGGAAGAAGAUUCAUGACACGUCAAAUUACUUCAUGGUAGGUUACUAGUACUACCCAGGUCAGUGAACAAUGAUAAAUUUAUUUGCGAUUUCCUUAUGAGAACUUGGGAUCAAGCUUUCGAACUUUUUUUCCCUGCUCAACCUUCAAUACAUAUUCUUUUAAAAAAUUAUGGGAGCUGUCACUAGUUUAUAACCCAAAAAAGUAGAAUUCAUGGACAAGCAUAUGCACAAAUAAAUGAAACACAAAUUGUCCUGAUAGAUUGAUGUAUUUUGUUAUGCUACAGGUGAUCUCACUAAGAUAGGAAAAAUGGGAAGUGUUGCAGAAGAGAGCUUACUAACCUUAUUUUCUACUGUAUUCGAUUAAUUGAGCCUUUCACGUAGGCAUGAGUAGUUGGUGCAUAAAUUGUUCUUGUUGGAUGAGUAAUUUAUGAGAUAAGACUAUAUUGAUAGCCACUAUGGAAUGCUAGAAUCAAAUGACUCUCUUAAAUUGUCAACAAAAUUUUUUGAACACUUCUCCUUGAACACAAAUUUAGCCUAGAUCUUGUUCUCUUAACUUAGAUCAUGUUUGUUUAAUCUCUGGAUGACAAUUACCUGCAGAUUUCAAGCAGAUGUACAGCAAAUACAGAGUAGUGUAACAUUUGUAUUAAUGUUAAGGAUAACACAACUGUGGAUGAAGUGCAGGAGAUGUUGGAGUUAGUGUUCUUGAGCGAAUCUUCUCAACCAUAUAAAUUCAUGUAAAGUUGUCUUUAAACAUUCAAGUGACAUUUUUAUCUGUGAGUCACCAGAACGUGACAGACACCAAUUCGCCUAAUUUAAUAUACUAGCCACAUGUUGCCUUUUUAGGAGGGCAAUCAGUAUUAUAAUUGAUGGUUAUGAGACAGAGAUUUAUUGUUCGAGUGAAUUUUGAAUACGAAAGUCAUAUAAGGAGGAGAAAACAUAAUACCUAUA
This is a messenger RNA of Mangifera indica (mango), 2868 nucleotides long. RefSeq lists its product as uncharacterized. Bases 1 to 1731 code for a protein of 576 amino acids. The transcript is spliced from 6 exons. Lineage: Eukaryota; Viridiplantae; Streptophyta; Magnoliopsida; Sapindales; Anacardiaceae. The record is from RefSeq and is a predicted model, not a curated record.